AUGGCCGUGCUGGUCCUGGAGGCCCGCGACUGCACCAGUCCCGUGUUCCUCGUGCGAACGUGGGCCCUUCUCUGCGGCUGCGUCACCUUCAGCCUGGUGGGGUCCCUGGAGCCCGAGCACCUCCGCGAACCCGAGCGCCGCCUCAACACCUUCUGGAUCGCCUGCAUGUUCACCUGGUGCUUCUUCUUCACGCUCACCCUCCUCAUCCACGUCCUCAACGUCAUCCAGUUCCACAGCCUGCUGCCCGUGUCCUGGAAGAACCUGACGGUGACCGUGGCGGCCCUGGGAGCCCUCAUGACGCUGAGCGCCUCCGUGCUGCUCCCCUGGAGGGUCCUCGACCACCGGCCCACCUCGGCCCGGCCGCUGGCCGCCGCCGUGGCCGCCUGCCUCACCGUGCUGGCCUACUGCGGCGAGGUGUGGGCGAUCCGCGGGCAGCCCCAGGAGCAGAGGGGAUACAUGGCCAGCUUACCGGGCGUCCUAAAGAUCGUCCAGUGUUGGGGAGGCUUUCAGAUGAUCCCCCUGUUCCUGGAGACGAUGACGGCCACGCAGGCCAGGGAUCUGAGCGCCGAAGGAGGGGCACACGUCUGGCAGCUGUGGGUGUCGGUGGGGUUGUACAACGUGUGUCUGCUGAUGUCCUUGGCCUCCGUCGCGGUGAUACUGUGCGACUGCGCCGGGAGGUUCUGUCCGUUUCCGUUCGAUCGACUUUUGGCCGGGUUCAGCCUGCUGGGGGUGUUGUUCUAUAUGGUCGCCACGGUGAUCUGCGUUACCAACGUGCUGCAGGAUGUGGAAAACCGAUCAGGGCUGCUGAUCAUGGAGACCGUCAUUGUUAGUAUUACACUGAUGGCGUACACAGUGGACUUUUCCUUUUCCAUCAAGCAGUUGUGUGAAAGGGGCCAUGGCUGACGGUCGCACUGGAAAGCCCCUUCUGGUUGAGGAUAUCAUGUAAGGUAGUGAUUGACAAUCAAUCAUUGAUUUCUCAAUCAGUCUUGAGUUGAUCUACAAAGAAAACUAAAAUCAACGCAUAAAAAAUGUGACUGUAAUAAUAUUUCAAUUACUAUUUUGAUUGUAUUUGCGGUAUUACUUUGAUGAUGAAGUAAUACCUAACCAUGAUUAUAAUACAGAAAUAAAAUAACAGAAGAUGCAAGUUAUAUUAUGAUACUACCGUGGUAUAUUAUGUGCAUAUUAUACAAUUGGAUAAUUAUAUAUUGGUAAGGAAAUUCAAUACAAUUUUCCCAUCCCUAUAUGCAAAAAAUAUGGGAGAAUUAGGGUAAAUUAAAUUUUAAUUAAAAGUUAUUGAUAGAUAAUGUUUCAAAGCAGUCCAACUAAGGAGGACUGCAUAAAAUAUAAAAAACACAUGAAUAAUUCUGUCAAGCAAAUUGAAAUAUAUGCUUUGUUGGUUUAUUGGACCGAGAGACAAUGAACAAUUGGGUAUGCUAUGCAGUAGUGAUGGAAAUGCUGCCUGUUCCUAUUUUUGUGUUGACAAAACAGUUGCCGAUCAUGCACACUAGAUGGCAACACUUGCGUUGCCAUGCAAGUUAUACAAAUCACUGAAUUUGAUUUCAUUAAGAAACAGAAGAACGUUUUUAAGGCUGCUAUAUAGUAACACAAUAAUUUAGAAACUAAAAUGCACAAGCUCUUUAAAAAUAUAUAUUUGUGUGAUCAGUGAGCCUACUUUUCACCAUUCCACAGUGAAUUGAUAGAAGCCUACAAAAAAGCCUUCUAACAUUAAGUAUGACAACUAUUAACAAAUAUUGACUAUGUACAAGUCUUGAGAAGACUUGUGGCACAUGGCCUUUAAAUUGUACAGGCUACAUCCAUGGGGUUAGGAGAAUGUAUUAUUUCUGUGAUGACAUUAAUCCUAAUAUGAAUCCCUUGUGUUUCAUUCCGUUUAAUUAUUCGAUCAUGAUAAAUAAUAAAAGACAAUCUCUAUGUAA
Messenger RNA from Gadus macrocephalus (Pacific cod), 1934 nucleotides. RefSeq names its product myeloid-associated differentiation marker homolog. The transcript has a single exon. The record is from RefSeq and is a predicted model, not a curated record. The coding region runs from base 1 to 903 and encodes 300 amino acids. NCBI's taxonomy places the organism in Eukaryota, Metazoa, Chordata, Actinopteri, Gadiformes, Gadidae. Gene Ontology annotation, cellular component: membrane.